This is a messenger RNA of Chenopodium quinoa (quinoa), 1540 nucleotides long. RefSeq names its product E3 ubiquitin-protein ligase At1g63170-like. The transcript is spliced from 5 exons. The coding region runs from base 258 to 1289 and encodes 343 amino acids. The record is from RefSeq and is a predicted model, not a curated record. Lineage: Eukaryota; Viridiplantae; Streptophyta; Magnoliopsida; Caryophyllales; Amaranthaceae.
AUAACCACAAUAAAGAUCCAGAUCACAUAAAUCACAUUACACUGAACUUUUCCAUCGUCGUCAUCUACAUGAAUACAACCCUAUCCCCCGAACAAUAGACCCCACCACACCAACCACCCAACCCAAAACUCCAUGACUCGAACACUAAAACCCAAAAACCCUUUAUUUUCAAAAUCUAAAUAAAAAAAAAUAAUUUAAGUGUCCCAGAAAAUUCCACAAAUCCACACUUCAUCAAACGACACCGUUUCAAUCCUCCAAUGUCAAGCCUCGAUGCGACGCCGUUUCUGUCACCGGUAACACCCGACUUACCGGCGACGAUGAGAGCGCAGGGGCUCCGCCACGCAGCGCGGAUGAUACGGCGCGCAAGCGGCGGAAGAAGGUCGAUGAGAGCUCCAUCAAUGGCGGUGAGAGAAACGGCGGCGCAGGAGAUUGAAGAGAGACAAAUUGAUUGGGCUUAUUCUUCCCCUGUUGUUGCGCUUGACGCUGCUUGGAAUUCCGCCUUUGUGUUAGCUGCUUCUGCUGCGCUUUUUCUCACUUGGUCGGAUACUCUUCGUCUUCCUCUUAGGGUUUGGAUUGUUGGUUAUGCUCUUCAGUGUCUUCUCCAUGUUUUCUGUGUUUGUGUUGAGUUUCGCCGUCGUCGGAGGGUUCGGAAUGCUGUUGAGCACGGCCGUGAUGAUUACUUUGAGGAAUCCAGUACCAAGAUAAAGCAUUUGGAAUCUGCAAAUACAUUGUUUUCAUUUAUGUGGUGGAUACUUGGAUUUUAUUGGAUAUGUGUGGGUGGCCAAGCCUUGCAGCAAGACUCCCCCACGCUUUACUGGCUUUGCAUAGCAUUCUUGGUUCUCGAUCUGUUUUUUGUCAUCUUCUGUGUGGCCCUGGCGUCUGUUAUUGCUGCUGCAGUUUGUUGUUGCCUUCCAUGUAUUAUUGCUAUCUUAUAUGUUUUGGCAGACCGGCAGGCGGGAGCAUCCAAAGAAGAUAUUGAUCUUCUAAAAAAAUAUACAUUCCACAGGGAUGAUUGCAAGAAUAAGAAUGAUGAGGAAACAGAAGAACCAAGUGGAGGGAUAAUGAAGGAGUGUGGAACAGAAUGCCCUAUUGAACAUAAUUUAACUGCAGAAGAUGCUGAAUGUUGCAUUUGCUUAUCUGCAUAUGAAGAUGGCAUUGAGCUUAGAGAGCUUCCUUGUGGUCACCAUUUCCACAGCUCUUGUGUGGAGAAGUGGCUACAUAUCAACUCCACCUGCCCACUCUGCAAGUAUGAUAUAUCGAAGCGUUACAGUCCAGAUGGAGAAGUUUAGACUUUUUAGGAGUGAAGAUUUUGUUGUGCAAUUCAUAGCAACAGGUAAAAAUGUUGUACGUGUAAAUAAAUUUAAGUUCAUAUCUUCAUAUCUGCUUUUUUUAUAGAUAGAAUAAGCCUUGAGCCUGUAAUCUCCCUAAAAAUAUACUGAUGUUCUUUAAGGGUUUUAAUGUUGUAAAUGAAUUUUUUCGUGGUUGCUUCAAUACCAAUAUGAGCAACUUAUCUUUGUUUAUGUUAUAUCUUUGUUUGAAA